UCGUCAUAGCCGAUCAAUCUAUAAUACUCACUGCCACAAUACAAAUAUCAUAUCAAGGCAGAAGGCCUGUAUCUAUGCGCCUGCUGUUUCGUGCAUCCCUCGUCUCUGCCCUCCCGCUCUCUCCCCUCCCGCGAUCAGCGGCGGACGGACGGCGCACACGGCAGAGACGAGGCUGUAACAACCAUUGGCCCUGUGCCGCGCGUCUAUUACUCACUGACGAUACUCAGCCUCGCCGUCGCCUUCCACACAGAUAACGGCAUGACGAAAGGCAGCUGCGGUGCGGUCCCUGAACUGAGCACAUUCCUGUACCAUCUCCUGUAAUUGCAUAUUUUGUACUGUAUGAGAGUGCAGCUGCCCUCACAGCCACCAAAGGGCCCUCAGUUGCCAAUUCCUCCCCACAUCUGCAACCUAAUGUGCCAGAAUUAGGUAACACGAGGCGUGAACCGACCAGGCUGAUCUGCAUGCUUUGCGACAGCAGCAGACAAUGCUCCUAAGGAAAACGACACCUAUUUGAGCAGAGGAGUCAGGAUGUCGUCUCGGACCGGUCGCUACCGCUCUUUGACUGCCAGUUCCACUUCAGCGCCCCCUCCACGGACCGAGUUCACCACGACACUCGAAGAACUCCUUCUCAUACUCAAAGAGAGUCUCCAGAACCCAACAAAAUUCCGGGUAGAUGACAUCACAGCUGUAUCUACAACUGUACAGUCUAUACGGCAAUGUCUCGACAAGUCCCCAAAGUCUGAUCGCCCCAGAGAUGCCUUUAGACACCUCGACGGGUUCCAGACAAUUUUAGACACUAUCCGCUCUGUCUCGGGCUACUAUCAUCCCACAGCAAGAACACAAGAGGAAAAAGAGAAGCUAUUUCAUCUCCUCGCAACUACUCUCGCCUUGUUAUCGGACGCAUUCCGAGGCCACCAUGGAAAUCGAAGAUACUUUAAGAAACGAGUCGAAGGGGGCGGCUGGGCCGCCCUUGAGCAAGCAAUUGCGAGCAUCGGCUUCGGGGGAAGCGACUUUGACACAUGGAGCGAAAACAAGUUAUUCGGCAUAUUGCUGGCCUUUGCAGUUGACAAUGAGAAGCUGUACUCUCUAUGCCAAGACAUUCAAGGCAGCUCCUUUGAAAAAGACAGUUCACCAUCCAAGAAAAAACCAGAGGAGCCUAUGAAGGAGAGCUCCGAAGCUCAGGAACUAGCUAGUCGACCAGCGGCCUCGGGCAGCGAUGACGGUGCAUACGAAAUUGCACGGAUGAUAGAGAAGGACAUAAGUGACAAGCUCAGAGAUAUUGAUGGCCUCUGGAAUCCAGAUAUCGCUCCAACCAUAAUCGGAUUUUGGAAAGCGCUGCCUAGAAGCCGCCCAUUGUCACUGGCCCCAACAUCCAUUGUAAUAAUAUUGGCUCUGUCAAAUAUUUCCGCCGCUUCGCAGGCCAACCUGUUAGGUCUACAUUCAACAGGAAUUCUCUCGUCUAUCCUUCCUUCGGCAUUUGAUGAUGGUACCGGCCUUUCCUCGCCUGAACAAAAAGCCGUGGAAAAUCUUUGUGGAUCAUUGAUGUCCCUUGGCUUGACUUCACUUGAAGAUGCUCGCUAUUUACUUCGUAAUCGAUCCCCUAGAGCUGCGGAAUUUUUGCUCAGGAUGACAAAGGUGACGCAAAAUCCGCCGCAUAUACAAUUUGACCUGUCUCUCAAUGGGUACUCUUCGAUAGAGCUCCCCACUCUCGGUCGUCCAUUUCCUCCUCCUUCUUCCACUGCAGGUUACACCUUCGCAGCCUGGGUACAUAUAGAUCGAUUUGAUCCAGACGCGCACACUACUAUAUUUGGAGCGUUUGAUAUGAGCCAAACAUGCUUUGUUCUUGCAUAUCUUGAAAAAGAUACCCAUAACUUCAUUCUUCAAACUUCAGUCACUUCGUCCAGACCGAGUGUCCGGUUCAAGAGCACAGUCUUCAAGGAAAACAAAUGGUACUAUAUCGUGGUCGUCCACAGGCGUCCGCGAGCAAUAGCCUCAAGCAAAGCAGCAUUAUAUGUUGACGGCGAAUUUGUGGAGCAGGUAAAGUGUCAAUAUCCAUGUCUUCCGCCACAAUCAAACCCCAGCACGGAGAGCUUUGCAUCGUUUUCUUCUUCCAGCUCCAAACUAAAUCCGGUGCAUGCUUUUGUUGGUACUCCUCAAGACCUUUCAAGCAAGCUAGGACAUGGUAUGGUGUUUUCGAAAUGGUCAUUAGCAUCGGCACAUCUUUUUGAAGAAGCUCUCAGCGAUGAAAUCAUUGCUGUCCACCACAGGCUUGGACCUCGAUAUAAUGGAAACUUCCAGGAUUGUCUUGGGUCCUUUCAGACAUAUGAAGCAUCGGCUGCUCUGAGCAUGAGAAAUGACAUCAUGCAUCCAGGAAAGGAUGAGAAGUCUGAGAUUGUGACUGCAAUCAGGGAUAAGGCAAGCAAUCUGAUCCCUGAAUCACGGAUAGUGCUUAGCAUUCUACCAAUCGCUAUACUGGGAGAUGACAUCCAAGGCGAACUUGAUAUGCCACAGCUGGUGGGUGGCCUAAGCGCAAGUGCGUCGACAAACCUAUAUCGCCUUGCACACAACACUGGCACGUCUGUUGCCAUCAAUGCCGCCAUCCCUUUCUACAACGAUGCACUGGUUUCUCCAAACGGCGUGGCUUUGUUAAAGGGUGGCCCUGUCGUCAUUGUGCCCCAGGCACUUGACGAUGCCAUGUGGCGUCUUGGAGGAUGCAUCGCGAUUGGAAUGAAGCUUGUGGAAGACGCUACCUCCAGAGAAGAAUUAGUACGGGCUGUUGAGAUAUUUUUUGAGAGUAUCAAGGGCAGCUGGAGGAACAGCGAGGCUAUGGAGCGUGAAAACGGCUACGCCGUCCUUGCUGCUUUAUUGAGAGGCAAGUUAAGCGCUACAACUUCGGCGACAUCUGGGAGUAGCCAGAUUGGUGAAGCUCUCCCGACGUGUCCUGAAGAGCGGGACAAGGUAAGCUUCGAGUUACUUAGUGUCGUCUUGGGAUUUGUUGGCUACAACCAUAGGGCCCCAGAAGAAUCUAUGAUAAACAAUCCCAUGGCAUACCGCACCUUGGUGGCAGACUUUGACGUUUGGCGGAAAAGCGCCGCCAUUACCCAGAAGCUCUACUAUAAGCAAUUCAUCACCUUCGCAGUAAUGAGCAAGCAUCACCAUUAUAAUUCCAAGAGAUUGGCACGCAUGAGGAUUGUGAAACGCUUUCUUGACGCAUUGAAAGCCGAGACCUUCACAUCAGACAUCUUCCCUGGGUUUGUAGAGGCAUUUACCGUCCUAGUAUUGGGCAGCCUGAAUCCUGAAGUUCAUCGUUCACUCGCCUUGUUUGUGACUUAUUCUUUCCAUAAGCCAAGCACUUCAGCAUUGCGGACACCCAAGGCUAAAUUUGGAACCGUCAAUAACCCAAGACUGGGCCUCUCAGGACCAAAGCGUCCACCAAUAAACACAUCGCUUGAUGGCAAUGUCGAUGCACCAUCUUCCGUCAUGUCCAAACGGGAACUGGGGAGGGGCAUUCUGCAAAUGUACACAGACUUGCUGUGUGAGAAAGGAAGCACUAUAAACCUGAAAAGGUUUGCCAAAACUGUCACAAAUAAGUGGCUGUUGCAUCUUUUGGCUGAAGACGAUGCUGAAGUUGUCGUUCUCGGAACUAAGAUCCUGGCUCGUCUCCUUGUUGUCCAUGGUUCUGCAUAUGUGAAGAAGUUCACAGAAUCAAGUGGUGGCUUUGUUGUCAUGCGCUAUCGAUUAAAGCGGUGGUGGGAUAUACCUACGCUUUAUCCCAUCAUCUUCAGCAUUCUCUUCAACUACGACGUAGCUGAGAUUGAUUUUGAAAGGUCGUUUGAUCUAUUCAGUCUUUCUGAACUGUUUGGGCGUAAGUCCUUGGUAUAUCCUGACGUCCUUCCAAUUAUUGUGUCCAUGCUACAGCAAGGACUUAAUACCUUGGUUCAUAACCAAGAUGAUCCCGAUUCGCCCCAUCCUGAUAAGAACAACGGCCCUGCUGGAGGUCAGUUAAAAGUGCCAACCCUAGGAUCACGACGGAGAUCAAUGUCCUUGACAAAAGAAUUGGAGGCGCGACAACUAGCAACAUCUUCCACAGAGAAGCUUGGUGGCCAGGCAACUGUGCUCCAUGCAGUUAUCAGGUUCUUAUCGUAUCUCCACGAACAGUCUCAGAAUUUCCGUGAUUUUUCUAUCACCUCUGAGUAUGUGCGGCUCCUUUUUGCCGUUCUCUUCCCGGCGGUAGUCAAUGCAGACGCUGUCAGCCCCGAAACUGAGCUAAAUUCGCGGGAUUCUGCUCUUACAUUUGAUGGAGAAGAUGUUAUCAUCCGCCCGACCCAAAGAGGAUUAUCGGCGCCGUCUCCGGUUGUCCGUACCACUACCGUCGAAACACAUCUCGGUCAAGAUGUACACGGGACCAGCUCCAAAGCAAAACCGCUUCGACGUGGCUCAUCCUUUAUACUGUUAACAGCAAACCGCCCUGCAUUGUCGCCAUCUCCGGCAAAGUUGACGGGGAUAGGUAACCCGCAGAAUGCAGUCAUAUCUCAAAAGGUUGGCAAUGCUGUCGUCGAGGAGCUACUGGAACUCACCAUCAAUGUGUUUCUUGAUCAGAUUCUUGAGCGUAAAGAAUUCCCAGGCUUUGGCCUGUUUCUCAAAGUGCCACCAGGGUUCCAGGAACACCAAGCAUAUUUCGAAUCAUACAUAUUGCGGAAUACAAUAUCACACGUUUCCAAUACGAUACAAUUACAACCCAAGUUAUUAAUACAACCAAAAAUCAUAACAAACAUGGCCCGUUUCACAACCCAUAUCACAGAGGCAAUUUUUGAAGGAUGGUUCCUUGGAGGUGCGGAGCCAUUUUUGGAUUUUGCUGGACACCUGCUGGACUAUUUCCAACAAGGAGAAACGUCAAAGAUUAAAAGUGUUCGGCUUUGCAACCAAGCGAUCCAAACCAUUCGCAGCACGUUCCUGCGGGUCGUGCUUUUACGCUUGUCCGAAAUCGAUGCUGCGGGCGUUACUGAAGAGGAAGCCGCCCUGUUUAUGAACAAGUUGCUUUACUGGCAGACCAUUUUCCUGUCGGCCGAGGCUAGUGAAGGGGAGUUCUUGAAGCUCAUGUGUUAUCAGCUAUACAUGAAGUUGGUUGACCCGCGCCAGAAAAUAUGCUCGGCUGCGGCGGACCUGUGGCGUAUUUUACUUGUUCAAAAACCGGACGAAACAUCAGCGAUCUUGGUGAUGUCUAUGGACAAACAAAGGCUAAUUUUAGGAUUCAAGAGGUUAAUGGAACUAGACAACGAAUCGUUUGUCGAGUGGGUCGGUGACCAUCGAGAUGAACUCGACAAACCGUUUUUUGGCGCACUGUCCAAAACAUGGGAAGAUUUUGUUAAUGCCGAAAACGGGAAAACGGAAGAGGCAUUGAAGACGCGCCUGGCCAAGCGCAAGGAUAGGCUGAGGCAAUGGCAGGGAGAGGACAGGAACGAUGCGGAUGUUAUGCUACGUCAUGACCUUACAUCCAAUCUUUGGGGGAAGAAUAUUUACGCCGCCGAGCAUCUGAAACACCAGAGGACGAUGCAGGAUCAACAAGAAAACCUCACAUUCAUGAUUAAUUCGUUUAUAAAGAUGGGUCGAGACUUGCAUAGGACCUGUGGCGUUUUCGACAAUGGUGUGCCAUGUAAGUGGAGGUUGGAUCAAACCGAGGGUCGCAAUAGGAUGAGACUUCGUUUAAUUCCUGAUCGACCCAGCUCCGAGGAGUAUCAACCCAAAAGGAAAAACAAUGUGCCAGAACCAGCCAUCAAACUUAAUACUCAACUUGGACCAGCACCGGCUACUGCAGACGUCGCUCCAACACCAGUAUCUACCGCUAUCCCUGUACUAGAUGGGUCCCAGGAUUCGACAAGCGGUGUUUCAACCAUCGGUUCUGGCAAGCAAGAAUCAGAAGACGCAGCGAGCGUUGUUGGAGAGGAAGACUUUGAACUUAUUGACGAUCCAAAUGAUAAUGACGACAACUUUGAAGAUAAGCAGAGGAAGGUUAUGAGGAGUCUAGAACGUGGGGAUCAGGUCCAGCACGUUUUCAACAUAUCUCGGAUUAUUGGUCUUGAGGCUUGUGAAGGGCUUCUAAUACUUGGAAAGGACUCGCUCUAUCUCAUUGACGACUUCUUUCAACGGUCUGAUGGGGAGAUUGUCGAUGUAUGGAACGCACCCGCCGACGAAAGAGAUCCAUACGUUCAGAUGAUUUCGGGAAAGGAAAUUAAGGAAAAGCCGUCGAAGAGCACAGGCGAGCAAGAAAGUCGCAGCUGGAAAUGGAGUGAGGUACUGAGCGUUUCGAAGCGCAGGUUUUUGUUCCGCGAUGUUGCCGUGGAGGUUUUUUUCACUGAUGGGAGAAGUUAUCUUCUAACUGCCUUGAAUCCGGUGCUUCGAAAUGAUCUUUAUUCGACGAUGACGAGCAAGGCACCGCACCCCAGCGAUAAAUCGCCGCCUGCUGAUGGAGAAGAUGCGUGGCGAAUGGAGGCGCUGAAGGCCCCCGACGAGGCACCCACAACGCUCAGUUCCCGCAUCGCUGGCCUAAUGAACUCAUCUCCCUGGAACCCAACGAUGCGUAGGUGGGCCAAGGGAGAGAUAUCCAACUUUCACUACCUGAUGCUAGUGAACACCAUGGCCGGACGCACAUUUAACGAUUUGACUCAGUACCCGGUAUUCCCGUGGGUCAUUGCAGAUUAUACCAGCGAAGAGCUUGACUUGGAUAAUCCGGCAACAUUCCGUGACCUUUCGAAACCCAUGGGAUGCCAGCAUCUCAGCAGGGCAGCUGAUUUCGUGGAAAGGUAUAAAACCUUUGCGGAAAUGGGCGAACAGAAUCCGUUCCACUAUGGCACGCAUUAUACUUCUGCUAUGAUUGUGGCCUCGUACUUAAUCAGAUUGCAGCCGUUUGUCCAAUCAUACCUCUUGAUCCAAGGGGGUAACUUCGACCACCCCGACCGCAUGUUUUAUUCGAUAGAAAAGGCAUGGAAAUCAGCAUCGCGGGACAAUAUGACUGAUGUUAGGGAGCUGACACCAGAGUUUUUCUGUCUACCCGAAUUCCUUACCAAUAGUAACGGCUUCAACUUCGGAUUACGGCAGGGUACUGGCGGUUCUAUCGACAACGUCGAAUUGCCGCCAUGGGCCAAAGGCGACCCUAAAAUAUUUAUUGCAAAGAAUAGAGAAGCACUAGAGAGCCCGUACGCCAGCGCCCAUCUUCACGAGUGGAUCGACCUCGUCUUUGGCUGCAAGCAAAAUGGCGAGUCUGCAAUCGAGAACGUAAACGUAUUCCACCACUUAUCAUACCGUGGAGCAACGGAUUUAGACGCAAUACAAGACCGCCACGAGAAGUUACAGACCAUCAGCAUAAUUCACAACUUUGGCCAAACACCUCACCAAGUUUUCUCAAAGCCACAUCAAUCUCGCGACGACUGGAAAAAUAAUCCACGCCGGCUUGAUACAACCGCAAGUUCACUUACGCGCCUUCCAUUUCCACUAUUUGAGCACCCCGACAAAAUAACCUCUUUGACCUACGCACCUAAGCUCGAUCGAUUACUCUGUGGCUCCGCCUUCCGCUUGAAUAUGCCCUCAUUAUUUGAUAAAUACAUGGAAUGGGGCUUCGCAGACAACAGUGUGCGAUUUUACGCGGCAGAUUCCAAAAAGCUACUCGGCUUGUUUGAGAACUUGCACCAAGGCCAGCUCUCAUCGGCGAUGUUUGUAGACUCCAAAACUCUGGUCACAGCAGGUGUCGACUGUGUGGUCUCCGUAUGGAGGACGACCGUCUCGCCAAAUGCCAAGUCUGUGGACCUCGCUCCUAUGACUAGCCUCUUUGGGCAUACGCAGCCUGUUUCUACACUAGCAGUGAGCAAAAGCUUCAGCACGAUCCUAUCGGCAUCGACUGAUGGCGUCGUCCUAUUAUGGGACCUUAACCGUCUCGAGUUCGUGCUCAAGCUCGCCUCAGGCCGCGCGGUGCAGUGUGCGCAGAUCAACUCUGUCACCGGUGAUAUCUUGCUUUGCCGCGGGCAGCGAGCCGCGCUAUACACGCUUAAUGGCGACUUAAUGGUCGACCAGAACAUCUGCACCGACUCGGACGACUACGUACAUUCUUGUGCAUUCUACGAGGGUGCAGGCAACGAAUGGCUUGUGAACACGUUGAUCUUUACCGGACAUCGGCGUGGUGUGGUGAACUGCUGGCGCAAGUGUGUGGGGGCGAGUGGGAAGUGGAAUCUAGAGCUAGUGAAACGACUCGAUCAUGUCGACCAGAGAAAGGGAGGAGAGAGGACCCCAGGCACGAUUACUGCUCUAACGCCAAUGCCCACUGGGUUAUAUACUGGAGACGAGGAUGGCAAGGCUUACGAAUGGACGUGUGUGCAAAGAGCAGUUGGGACCGUACGUUCAUGAGUCAUUGAUCACGUACGUUAAAUAUGUUAAGGGGUCCAAUAUGUAUGGAAUCGGAGCGAAUCCAUGGGAGGGGCUGUUGUAGCUAGCUGUACGUAGAGAAUGUGGGGCAUAUAUCCUCUAGUGUCUGCAAAACUAUAAAC
Molecule: messenger RNA, 8534 nt
Organism: Pseudogymnoascus verrucosus
Lineage: Eukaryota; Fungi; Ascomycota; Leotiomycetes; Thelebolales; Thelebolaceae
Exons: 5
Coding region: 529-8394 (2621 amino acids)
Molecular function (GO): protein binding
Source: RefSeq, a predicted model, not a curated record